CUCUUCCUCCUGGUGCUCAGCAUCACUGAGCCGCUGCGGCCAGGUUCCCGACUAGCUCUGGCAAGACUACUCUCAGAGCUCCGUUGCACCCCGGGGCAGUUUGCUUGUCGCAGUGGUACCAUCCAGUGCAUCCCUUUGAACUGGCAGUGUGAUGGAUGGCCCACCUGUGAGGAUGAGAGUGAUGAAGUUGACUGUCCAGGCUUGACAGGGGACCAACGACCUUAUCAUGGGAAAGAGAAUGUGGACUCCAGGCACAAUCGAGGCAGAGGAGCAGAUACCACCCGCUUUCACACUGUCAACGUGGCGCAGCCUGUCCGCUUUAGCAGAAAGUGCCCAACAGGAUGGCAUCACUAUGAGGGCACAGCCAGCUGUUACAGGGUGUAUUUAAAUGGCGAGAACUACUGGGAUGCUGUGCAGACAUGUCAGAGGGUGAAUGGGUCUUUGGCUACCUUCACUGCAGACCAGGAGCUCCGGUUCAUCCUGGCACAGGAGUGGGACCUGGAGGAAAAAGCCUAUGGAAGGAAGGACCAACGUAGGUUCUGGGUUGGAUAUCAGUAUGUCAUUACCAACCGAAAUCGUUCUCUAGAAGGUCACUGGCAGGUGGCUUACAAAGGUUCCUCAGAAGUGUUUUUACCUCCUGAUCCCAUCUUUGGAACGGCCAUGUCUGAAAAUGAAAAUGUUCUUUGUGCCCAGCUUCAGUGUUUCCAUUUUCCCACUCUUCGGCACCAUGGCUUGCAUAGCUGGUAUGCUGAAAACUGCUAUGAGAAGUCUUCGUUCCUCUGCAAAAGGAGCCAGACUUGUGUUGAUAUCAAAGACAAUGUUGUUGACGAAGGCUACUAUUUCACUCCAAAAGGGGAUGAUCCCUGCUUGAGCUGCACUUGUCACAAUGGUGAGCCAGAGAUGUGUGUGGCUGCCCUGUGUGAGCGGCCCCAGGGCUGUCAGCAGUAUCGCAAAGACCCCAAGGAGUGCUGCAAAUUCACAUGCCUAGACCCAGAUGGGAACAGCCUGUUUGACUCUAUGGCAAGUGGAAUGCGUCUGAUAGUGAGCUGCAUCUCCUCCUUCCUUAUCUUGUCUUUGUUGCUCUUCAUGGUCCACCGGCUGCGUCAGAGACGGAGGGAGCGCAUAGAGUCCUUGAUUGGAGCUAAUUUGCACCACUUCAAUUUGGGCCGCAGGAUGCCUGGCUUUGAUUAUGGUCCAGAUGGGUUUGGAACUGGUCUUACUCCACUGCAUCUCUCAGAUGAUGGUGAAGGGGGGGCAUUUCAUUUUCAUGACCCUCCACCACCCUACACAGCUUACAAAUAUCCAGAUCUUCAGCAUCCGGAUGACCCGCCUCCUCCCUAUGAGGCUUCCAUCAAUCCAGACAGUAUCCUUUGUUCUACUCCAGACGGAGUUCUCCCUCAGACCGUGCAGAGCAGUCAGCCGUCACUAGGAAACAGUGAUGUCUGUCCACAGCUCACAGAGGAAUCUCUUCCUCCUUCAGUCGGUCCUUCUCCAGUAGAGCUGGAAGACUCAGCUGAUAGCAGCACCUUCCUCGUCCCUCCUGACACACCUUUAAGUGAAAAUACACCGGCAGAAACUCUUACGGGCAGCCGCCACAGUCACUGUUCUCUCAAUACCAUUGUAUAAAAGAAUAGCAAGCUUACUGCCGGUCAGAAAUAUUUUAGCAACUGUUUGCACACAGCUGUACAGACAAACACUAAUCCAGGGGUUGAACUUCAGAAGGAAGCUCCACUUCGUUUCUGAGCACUCUGCUUUUAUGUUCUAGUUUAGAAUCGUACCUCUUUUAUUUUUUUUGUCUGUUCUUAUUCAUUCACUAAUUGGUCUGUCCUGUAAAUAUGGAUUGUAGAAGCUGCACCUUUUUCCACAGGCUAUGGAAAGGAAAGUGCAGAGAAUUAGUCUUUGACUUCUGAAGAGAGGAAAAUCAUGGGUAGCUUUGGUUUGGUUUUUUUGGGUUUUUUUGUCUGUCUUAAUCGCAGAGAAGAAGUGAGAAUCUGCAUCGGAGAUAAAGCUGCUUGUUUUUUGGAUACCAUUGGAACCAGGGAACAGAUGAUGAAGAAAAAGAAAGGGGGCAGUCGCCACGUUAUCUCAUGUCUCUCUUGCUCCAGUGCUGCACUUGGAAAAAGCACAGAAGUCUAAACUUUUGGGGAGUUGGGUGGCUGUGUUUUACAGAAGCAGGAACACUGAGGAGCUAAAACACAAGCCAAAGAAGAAGAGGUAUAUGGUGUAAAGUGUGUGUAUGUGUUUGGUCUCUGUCACUGCCCCACUAUUUCAAAACAUCGGAGGGACUGGAGGAUGAGAAGGAUCUACAUAACAUUUAAUUUCUUUGCCUUUUCUCAUAAAUGGGCUCAGAGAAACUGCCUUUUUCAGUUAACACUUUUUAUUUAGUUAUCUGUAGUUGCAAAUGCCUUGUACUGUGGCAGGUAAACUUCUGGCCCAUAAACAACUAUGGGUCUGUGUAAUGCUGGCUUCUCUUCAGAAGAGUCACAGUGCAUGCUAGAUAGUGUUUUGGUGAAAAGAUGAGGAGGAUUAACUCCUUGAUUAAUGCUCCAGUUGAUUGUCUUUUUCCACUGUAGUAGACCUUUUAAAUCAUCCCUUUCCUUUUAAGUUUAGCUUAAUUUAAAAUAGCAAAAUUAACUUGUGCACUACAAAAUGUGGUUCAUUUCGAUCAAUAAUAUGUUUCCAGUUUAGGCAAAGAUUUGAAACAUACUGGUUUGGAUAACAUGGAUACUAAAUACCACUUCAUGUUUUCAAAAUGAAGUGAGGUUUCAGCGCACAUGGGUUUUCCUUCCUCUCCCACUCAUGUCACUCUGAUUAACCCUGACUUACUGUAGCAGUUGUCUCCAGCUGGAGCAGGUCAGGUUAGUUAGAAGGGCUUUCAACUGAGAGCCCCUCAUGACUGUUCUUCUGUUGCCUUAUGACAGGUACAAGCCUAGAGGGACAGGAAGAAGUUGCUGCAUGGGAGUGGGGUUUUAAUUUUGCUAGUUACAAAGAGAGGAUACAGGAUUGGCCUAAUCUGAUCCAAACCCAGUUAUGUGCUUACCCAGUACCACUGAUUUUUUUUUUCCCUCCUUGUAUAUGCCGCUACCCUCUAUUUUGUGUCUUGCCUUAGGCCACACUGUACCUGGGGAUCAGUUUUGAUUAUUCAACAUCUCUGCACAGAAAACUGUGACUUACUUACUGGAUCAUAUCUAGUAUGUUUUGAUAUUCAGUCACUUGGAGACUGUCUUUAUUUCCUUGAGGGACAGUGUGAAUAUGGUUCUCGUGUACUGCUAAUGCACAACUGUGCAUUAGGAUACACUGUUAGAAAAAGUCCCUCCCCUCAGAAAAAGUUGUGUUCACAAAAUUGUUACCCUUCGCGGCCUGGCUUAAUCCUCUUCGGGUGGUACAAAACGAGAAGAGCAGUUCUCUACCCAGUGGAUCUAUUGCUAGUUCCUUCUCCUGAAAUUUGAGUCCUGUUCCAGUGAAGUGGGUAGAUAAGUAGUAGUCAGAGCCAUGCAUACGUCUUAUGACUAUAUUGAGCAUUUCUGAAGUAUGAAAAUAAAGCGGGUUUUGUGCAUUUUUGAGCACAUUCAUACGUUUUAUACAUUGUAUGUAAUGAGUUUUCUUUAGUUUUUAUAUGUACGAGUGUGUGCGUGUUUCUGGGUGGCGAUAAUAAAUAUAUACUGUAGAUGGUA
Molecule: messenger RNA, 3674 nt
Organism: Gavialis gangeticus (Gharial)
Lineage: Eukaryota; Metazoa; Chordata; Crocodylia; Gavialidae
Gene: DGCR2
Product: DiGeorge syndrome critical region gene 2
Exons: 11
Cellular component (GO): membrane
Molecular function (GO): protein binding
Source: RefSeq, a predicted model, not a curated record